CAAUCGUGGCAUCAAAUCGACGCCCAGAGACACUUAAAGAACAAAUUCUCAAAAAUCGCCGCUCAUACAUCCGACAUCACUUUGCACACCAGUUACUGCCAGAAGAAUCUCAGUUUAAACAAUUAGUAUUUGAAAAAUUUGGAAGUAAAGCCUGUGCUGAGUGUUAUACCAUUAGCUCAGGAACCGACGAAUUUCGGCAUUUUUUCGACGCGUUAGCACACCUCGAUUGUUGCGUAUCACAAUAUACGAUCGACGCGUUCGAACAGUUUCGACAAGAGAAAACGCGAGAAAAUAUGCUUGAGUUAUUCAAAACUAUCGGAUUUCUAGCUCCACCAGUAGAUCCAGAAAAAUUAGUAAUCUCACUACUUGCUUCAGACGAUACAUUCCAUAUACCACUAUUUGAAGCAGAACCACACCUAGAAAAUAAAGAUUUAGCGCCCUUAUACGAAGGAGUUAAAAAUUAUAUCAACUCGGCCAAGGCAAAAGGAAAAGUCGUCAGCACAAGCCAAGCAGAACAAUCCUCCUCACAAAAGGGACAGAAAAGUAAAGCUGCAGAAUUCAUUGGAAAAUACUUUUACGCACAGAAAAACCCCCGAUCAAGCUUUAGUCCAACCCCAGGAAGCGAAUCCGGAGAAGACGCGUUUCAAACUCCAAAUCAGUUGCCUGCACAAGUACAAGUCGACGAGAUAACACAAUCAAUCGACAAAAUCAUACGAAAAUAUAAAUUA
Molecule: messenger RNA, 728 nt
Organism: Paraglomus brasilianum
Lineage: Eukaryota; Fungi; Glomeromycota; Glomeromycetes; Paraglomerales; Paraglomeraceae
Source: the annotation of a GenBank genome assembly